Molecule: messenger RNA, 1419 nt
Organism: Lodderomyces jiufengensis
Lineage: Eukaryota; Fungi; Ascomycota; Pichiomycetes; Serinales; Debaryomycetaceae
Exons: 1
Coding region: 1-1419 (472 amino acids)
Molecular function (GO): N-acetyltransferase activity
Source: RefSeq, a predicted model, not a curated record
AUGCUAAAUCAAGUAUCAUAUACGAGAAAUCCAGAAUUUUUAGAGAAAUAUUAUAUAUGUAGAGGAUCAGAAAAGUUUUACAGUAAUUUUAAUAUUUCAGUUAAAUAUGAUCAACCAAUAACCAAAAAUCAAUUAUCUGCAGCACUUAGAUCAUUAAUUUUAAAAAAUAGUUGGUUCAUUCACAAUUUCUUCAAGGUUGAUGAAAAAGAUAGCAAGGUUGAAAAUUACAAUAAUUGGAAACUAAAAUAUCUUGAACAAAUUAAAUUUAGAGAUGUUGUAACUACUCAAAACAUACAAAAGUUCAAUGAAUCGACACUUGAAUAUUUGAAUGGGUUAACACUAAAUCAUAACACCAAAGAAACAUUAUGGAAGAUUAUUUUAUUCAAAGAAGAUUCUGGAGAUCAAUGGCUUACUGUAUAUGUAGAUCAUUCAAUGUUUGAUGGAUUAUCACUAGUUCAAUUUCAUAAAGAUUUAGCUAAAGAAAUAUCAUUAGUUGGAAAUCCAAAAGAAGUAGUUGAGACUUUAUUUGAUUUGGAAAAAGAUUUAGAGCAUUUACCUUCAAAACCAAUGGUUGCUUCUGAAGUUGCUACUGAUUUAUAUUACCCCACUUAUACUAAAGUAUGGAAUCAUUAUCUUUCAAAGUACGUACCAGGUUACGCAACAGUUUCAAAUUGGUUAUAUCCAGCAAAUACAAAUCCACCACUUUUUCAUAGUCCAUCACCAGUUAAAAAAGACUUAACAACAAAAUACAAAUUAUUAAAAUUUAGCCCUGAACAAAUGAGUAAAAUGAUUAAAUUUUGCAAGACUGAAAGAGUUACAUUUACUGCAUACAUGGACGUGAUGUUCAUAAAAGCCUUACAAAAUUCGAUCUUUAAAGAUUACGAUCCAACUCAGCAAUUCAGCACCCAUUCAUUCAUUGCAAUAAAUGGUAGAAGAUAUUAUGGAGAAGACAUCAGGAAUUUCAAAUUUGGUACAAUGGUUACCGGAAUUCAUAUCAAGACUCCACCAGUGAUCAAUGAGAUCGAUGCAAUGAAACAUCUCAAUGUUGAAUUAAAUAAAGAAAUUAAAUCAAGAUCAUAUUUUAAAGAUAUAGGAAUGAUGAAAUACGUAAACUUAUUCAAUUACUUUCAAAGUAAAAUAGGCGCCAUUAAUACAAGUUCAACUUUUGGAAUAUCUAAUUUAGGUAAAGUUGCCACUAAUAAAGAUGUGCCAAUACAAUUCAAAGAUAUUGUUUUUAGUGCUAAUGCUGGUGUAAUGUACGGAUUGGUUCUCAAUACAAUAACAUUACCUAAUGGUGAGAUGAAUAUGGUUAUUUCUUAUAUACCUAAUUAUGGUAGUCUCGAAAGUAAUAAUGAGAAGGGAAUCAAAAGAUUAUUUAAUUUGUUUGAGGAGUAUCUUUUGAAUGGGAUCAAAGCGUAA